This is a messenger RNA of Durio zibethinus, 2710 nucleotides long. Its product is annotated as G-patch domain-containing protein 1-like. Gene Ontology annotation, cellular component: nucleolus. NCBI's taxonomy places the organism in Eukaryota, Viridiplantae, Streptophyta, Magnoliopsida, Malvales, Malvaceae. Gene Ontology annotation, molecular function: nucleic acid binding. The record is from RefSeq and is a predicted model, not a curated record.
CCACAAUCCAACCCUGUAACUAUCACACCAUAAUUAAAUAUCCACCGCCAGAUCUUCGCGUGUCCACUGAACUCCACUAUCUCGAAGCACCACAUAUCCCCUCACUUCCACCUAGGUUUUUUUCCUCCCUCUUAAACCUUUUUCUUUUUCACUUCUCACCCUUCUUUAAAACGCGGCUCAGAAUUGUCGGCGGCGUAUCAGAGGGGAACAAAAAGAAGAGGCAAACAUGGCCGCACCCGAAGCUCCACUCUGCUACGUCGGCAUCGCUCGCCAAUCUGCUGCUUUUCGACUCAUGAAGCAAAUGGGAUGGGAGGAAGGAGAAGGGCUUGGCAAAGAUAAACAAGGGAUCAAAGGUUACGUUAGAGUUAAAAACAAAAAGGACACUACUGGUGUUGGAUUAGACAAGCCGAAUCCGUGGGCUUUCGAUACUGCACAGUUUGAUAGUAUUCUCAAAAGGUUGAAAGUGGAGCAAGCAACGCAAAACAAUGAUGAAGCUGACAAUAAUGAAAAUCAAGUAGAAGCCAAGAUGGAUGUGUCUAAUGACACGGAAGAACAAGUUGUCAAGGCUACCCGACCACAGGGAAGAUAUAAGAAAAGAGAGAGAGGGAAGCUUGUGCAUGCAUAUUCUUCAAAGGAUCUUGAAGGAAUUUUUGCCAAAAAGGGUGAGGAGUCAUCACCGGCAAAUCCUGAUGUGGGUGGUGAAAUGGAGUUGAUAGAGACAACUGAAACUCAGGAUUUUCCCACUGAAGGAAACAAAGCUGAAAGUGUUUCUCCAGAAUGGUGGGGCCAUAAAUUUGGAUUUGUUUCUGGAGGUUUUCUGGGAGAAUCUACCAGAAAGAAAUCAAUAAAAGCUGGAGAGUCUAAAAAUUUAACUGAGAGAACUGUAUUUUUCGAAGAUGACCAAGAGAAUCUCUACAAACUCGUGCAAGAUAAAGCCACAACUGGAAAGCAAGGCCUAGGCAUUAAAGAUCGACCAAAGAAAAUAGCCGGAGUUCACUUUCAGGGGAAAAGAACUUCAUUUAGUGAUAGUGAUGAUGAGAAUGCUGAUGAUUUUGGUCUUCCAGCAAAACGAAUGCAUGACAACGCAUUAGAAAUGGAGAGAGCUAAUGAACCAAAAUUGAAGUUGAAAAAGCUGUGUAAACAGCUUCUUCGUCAGGUACCUGGUGAGUCAUUAAAACUAAAACGACUAAAAGUUCUUGUUGAUAAACAGUCAUCCUCAGUUUUUUCCAACUAUUCUUCAAAGAAAGAGGCUCUUGCCUACUUGAAACGAAAGCUUGAAGGCAGUAGCAAGUUUUCCGUGGAGGGACAGCGGGUGAGUCUUACAUCAAGAAGCGGCUAAAUAAAUUUUGAUACGGAUCUGAUAUUCUUUUAGCUACCAGUAUAUACUGAGACUGAAUUAGUGCAUUUAUAUGCCUUGCAUUCAUUUUUUGUAGCGGCCAGUAUAUUUUUUGAAAUUUGUUCUUCAUUUGUUAAGAGUUAUGAGAGUUGCAUGGACGACAACAGGCAUGCUGGAAAUACUAAAAAAAUUUCAUAGAAUUGUCAAAGGCAUUGGAUAUUUGUACCUUGUAUAUCUCACCUUGCAUUUCCUCCUGUUUUUAUCAGUGAUUGAAUUUCGAGGCAUGAUUCUUCUCCGACAAUGCCUACUGUCAUUAGAUGUAAUUGCCUUGUACAAUUUUCUUUGCUAUAUACAUCACCAAGUAGUCGUAUCCGUGAAAAUAUAGAGCUUCGAAGUCUACUAUCUGACCAUUCUGCAUCAUUAGUGCCAACUCUUCCCUGUUAUUCUCCUGAUGAACACCAUUUUAACUCUUAAAAUAUGGAGAUGCUAGGUUAUAUACCAACUUCCUAGAAGGAUAUUGAGAACAUGAACUAGGGAUGGAUGUAGACUACUGCACCUGCAUGAUUUCUGAGGAAAUCAAGCUUUUAGCGAUUUGAAGGUCCCGUGGCUUUACCGGAGCUAAAGAUUGGUCAGGUAUCAGUUGUAGAUCAUCGCCUCGCAGUCCCAACCACGUAACGUUGCAAGCUGAAUGGUGCAUAGAAAACAAUUUCGGUUUAUAUCUUAAACAAGGAGAAAACAGGUGCAAAUUGGCUUGACUGCAGGAAAGUACCCUAUCUUUAUGCCUCUAGGCCCUUCCCUAAGCUUCGAAACUUGUAGGUAGACAAUAUAGCUAAUCCGGCUGGAUACCUAUAGAGGUUCAAGUUUGAAGCUCAUCAGUGUCAAUGGUGCACAGCUAUUGCUGUUCUCAAUUUCAUGAAUGAAGAAUUCGUGUGCGAGUAGGAUAAGUGUAAGGGGCAUAUACAAAGAGUCAUCUCAAACAAAAGAAAAUUGUGCUGAAACCAGUUUAUUAGAGGUCGGUAUCUACAGGAGAUCCAUACCAGUCAACUAGUGCUAAAAUUGGCAAAUCAGGAAAAGCCCGACUCAUUUGGUGAAGAAGAAAUCUAUAGGCAUUCAAGGUUGGUGAUUACAAUGAAAAAUCCAAAUGACAACAGGCUUAAGCUAGAAAAUGGUUAAAGCAAAUUCAUGAAACUAGUUGAAUUCGCAAACACUAUUGGUACCUUGUGGGUAUAUCUGGAUAACCUUUUGCUGUGAGAAGAAUGCUUGGAUCCUGGUUAAAUGCACGAUCCUCUACCAAUCGCUGAAAUAUUGCAUGCUUCAAAACAGAAUCAUGUCGAAUGCUGUUUAAUUGGAUGUAGAAAUCAUAUAUUCAUAAUG